Messenger RNA from Rhagoletis zephyria (snowberry fruit fly), 2283 nucleotides. Its product is annotated as vegetative cell wall protein gp1. The record is from RefSeq and is a predicted model, not a curated record. NCBI's taxonomy places the organism in Eukaryota, Metazoa, Arthropoda, Insecta, Diptera, Tephritidae.
CACCAUCUGCAUAGGAAGUCCAUUUUAUUGUUGAACGAAACGCAGACGCGUACGCGUCGUGGUGCAGAGUACGCGCGUUAAUACAUUUUAUUCGUGAAACUUUUGUGACGAAAUUCGCCUAAUAAAUCAAACGGUUACACUAAAAUUGGUCAGUGCGUGUUAUAUAAUCACAUUACAUUGCGCCGAGCCAUGAAAAUGAAAGUGAAAUUACUUAUAGCUGUAACACUGCUAGCAGCAAUCGCCUCUAGCAGCGCUGUGAAAGUGCGUCCUUUGGGAAAAUAUGGACAGAAACGCGCGGUUCAAAGUGAACAGAGAAGGGAAUCACACAAAGCUGCAGAGAAAACUGACGACAGCAUAGCAGAGGAAAAAUCCCAGUCAGAGCUGCGGUCGCCGUUGGUAGCGUCAACUGAGUUGCAGCGCAAGGAGGACGUCGGUAAGGAUGUACACAAGCGUGGCAUCUACUACAACGGUGGCCUAGGAUACGGCGCACAAGCUGCAUAUUGGCCAAAAACCUACGCUUCUCACUAUGGUUACAACUUGAACUUGCCUGGUGCCACUGCGUUCUCCAAUGUUGCAGCGCAUGGACAUGCUCAUCAACCCGUGUACGCGCAUGCGCCCAGCUUUGCUCACGCGCCUGUUUACGCUUCUCACGCGCCUGCCUAUGCAACACACGCGCAUGAGCCCAUUUUUGUGAAAUACCCCAGCGCUGGCGGUUUCCAUCUUAAACACUUCGCCGUUGGACCGGCUGCAUUCCCUGUCGCCAGCUAUGGUGGUUCUGCAAUAGGUCUGGACAACACUGCCAUUGCCUUCGGACCAACUGCUGCUGUGCCAGCGCUUCCACCAACUGAUGUAGCGACGUUGCCACACCCGCACCUGAGUUCAUUCGCGCCAGCUGUGGGUGCUGCUGUAGCACCUGUGGCCCCCGCUAUAGCACCCGUUGCCCAUGCAAGUGCGCCAGUCAAUCCCGCCUUCGCCUCUGCUGCUCCGGUCUCGCCAUACGUUCUGCGCCCCGGCGGUGCUGUUGUCUCCUCCUACAACGUGAACUUUCCUCGGUUCUCGCAGAAACCCGUGUUUGCUGUGCCUCACGUGACACCCGUUCAGCCUGCGGUAGCUCACAUACACCCAGUGCAACCUGUACAGCCAGCUGCAGUGCCAGUGCAACCCGUACAGCCGGUGCAGCCGGUUCAACCGCUUCAUACUGUUGUGCAAGUACAACACACGACUCAUCCCUUUGCAUCUGUACAGCCCUUACAUCACUUCCCUCAUUAUUUCCAGACGAGCUUUGUGCCGCCCCAGCGCAUACCUGUUGCCGUGCCGGCAGCACCCGUACCUCCGAUACCUUCCAUCCCUGCCGUUCCUCUCACGCCUAGCUUCCCUGCCGUGCCUAGUUUCCCGCCAGCGGCAGCUUUGCCCGCAAUACCCACCUUCCCUUCAGCGCCAGCCUUUCCUGCCAUUCCCACAGUGCCUGCUGUUCCUGCUACGCCUGCUGUGCCCACCAUACCUACUGGGAGCAUACCAACGAUUCCACCAACAGCCUCUGCGAACCCCAACCUGGUAUUCCCUCUCGGCGUGCAACCUCCUUCGAGGCCUCAACAGACUCCGACCUUCGUAAGUAUACCAGUGCAACCGGAGGCACAAUUCCCACCACUUGUACCUUUGCCUGGCUCACAACGGCCGGAAACUGGUAGCGCGGAAGCAGCGCCACAAAUUCCAAACAUACCACCAGCGCCAGCACCGCUUCCCGAGCCCGAGCUGCCUGCGCAGGGCUCCCAGGAACCCUGGAAGCCAAUACUGUCCUACGGGCCUCCCAGUGUGGAUCGACCUGCGCUAACUUUACUGCCACCGUAUGGCAGCUCACCGGGAGAGGCUUACUUGCCACCAGCACGCUCACCGCAACAACAACAGUAUCAGCAGCAGCAGCAACAGCAACAACAAGCGGGGCUCUUCGAUAACCUGUCGGACUCGGAAAUCGAGCACAUUUUUGUACAAGCAGCCAACUUGGCUGCGCAACACGCGUCGCAACAGACCCGCCAUCGUACAUUCUCCAACUAUUAGGAAGGGAAGUGAGUUUAGGAUUAAGCGUAGUUAGGAAUUAUUAUAAUUGAAUUCUACUACUUAAGUAUUGCGGGAUCGAAAAACGAAAACUUUCGGGCGGGGAGAAGAAAAACGGUGAUGUUUGCCGAAUUUCGUGGUGAUUGUUAAGUGGAAUUAAUUUAAGUUGUCUCUUAAGUUAUACAUUUAUUUAUUCAAACAAAUAAAAUUGUAAGUAAAAAUUAAACUGAA